Messenger RNA from Schizophyllum commune H4-8, 811 nucleotides. RefSeq lists its product as uncharacterized. The record is from RefSeq and is a predicted model, not a curated record. NCBI's taxonomy places the organism in Eukaryota, Fungi, Basidiomycota, Agaricomycetes, Agaricales, Schizophyllaceae. The transcript is spliced from 2 exons. The annotation marks the transcript as partial.
GUCUCUGACUGUCAUUCUCACCGUGAAGCCAGCUUUGCUGAAGGGGGCAGAUACUCACAGCUGGCUACCCGAUAGACGCGGCUUGGUGGGAAAUUUUCUGGACGCGUUGAGCCUCGCAGAUGCAUGAGGCUGGACGCCGCCCGCUAUGGGAUUAAGUCUAUCGCCCGACGCGCACUAUCAACUUGGACCGGCGCCCCCACACGCACGCUGCAGUUCGUUCGCCAUUUCAAGCAUGAGACGCGCGACCCGGCUUGGACGAUCCUAGACCACCUCCACUCCCCGGGCCCGAUGAAGGGAAAUGCGCGUAGGGGCCUCCCCCUCGCGCACCGCGAGUGGGACUUCCUCCUCCGCGCGGGCGACAUCCGUGGCUGCCUCGACGCGCUCCGCACCCGCGGGAUCCCGCUCGACACCGUGCCGUUCUGGGGCCUGGCGGAGAUGGUCGCGUUCAACGUCCAGCGCGUGUCACAUGCGGACCUGAUGCUUGACGUCGCGCGGUCUCGGGCACCCGAAGAACCAGCGGGACCCUUGCUCGUCUUCGCCAUGCUUCAUCUCGCGCGCUUCGACCACGUCUCUGCGUUCCCAAGCACCGUCUCCGCCUUCCUAGGCACCGCACACACACACCCCGACCUCCACUUCAACCUCUUCCUCCAAUCCCUAUGCCUGUCCACGCACCCCUCCAAGGACGCCGCGCGCUCGGCCGUUCGCGUCCUGGAAGCCAUGGAUGAUCGCGGCGUCAACCUGCGCCCUGAAGUCUACGACGCCCUCCUCCGCAACCGCUUCGUCACGCUCGAACUUACCAAUUACCUCCACG